CCUUCAGGUACCGUACAGUAUAUAUAAGAGGAGCGGCCAGGCAGUACCAGCAGUCUUCAUCACUACUACACAAUGAACGCCAAGGUACUGUUUCUCCUGGGUCUGGUGGCGGUGGUUGCUGCCGACAAGCUCCCGACCUCCUAUGGUCCACCUGCCCAGGUAUCCAGGUACGCCUCAUCUGAGGAGGAGUCUGAGCCCCCCAAGUAUGGAUACAACUUUAACGUGCAGGACGGCGACACCGGCAACGACUUCGCCCACCAGGAGGACCGUGAAGACGACAACACCAAGGGGUCGUACACCGUGCAGCUUCCCGACGGUCGUCUGCAGACUGUAACUUACUACGUGGACGGUGACUCAGGCUACGUGGCCGAGGUCAGCUACCAGGGUGAGGCUCAGUACCCCGAAUCUGAAGAGUCCAGGGAGUACGCCCCACCCAGGCCCCAGUACUCCGCCCCCCAGUCUGAGGAAUCUGUGGAGGCUCCCGUGUACUCUCCACCCAGGCGAUCAUACGGUGCCCCUCAGUAACUCGUCACGACCCACCUUCGAAGUCACACAACUGUAACUCACAACACGUAUGCACUUUUACUAGUGUAUCCUACUGCUAAUGUCAAAUUCUUCUUCUAAUAACUUAAAGAGCGUCUUUGACUCCGUAUCUCCCACAUUCCUCAGUUACAAAUAAUCUAUCUUUCCCCAGUUUGUAUCAUAUUUAUGUGUAUGACAUUUAUGUAAGGUUAUCAUCAUACUGUAUAUUGGAAAUACCUCUGUAUGAUAUAUGAUUAUUUAUUAAACUAAGAGAAUUUGAA
This is a messenger RNA of Homarus americanus (American lobster), 803 nucleotides long. Its product is annotated as cuticle protein 21-like. The transcript is spliced from 3 exons. The record is from RefSeq and is a predicted model, not a curated record. NCBI's taxonomy places the organism in Eukaryota, Metazoa, Arthropoda, Malacostraca, Decapoda, Nephropidae. Bases 73 to 525 code for a protein of 150 amino acids. Gene Ontology annotation, cellular component: extracellular matrix.